AUGCCGAACCCACGACACCACUUCAAGCGUCACUUUGGCUUCCCCAACACGGGUGCCAUCAUGGGCUUUCUUCCUGACAGUGUCUUGCAUGAUAUGGUAGCCACACUCGGGGAGUUCAUCGGUACUUUUUUGUUCUUGUUUUUUGCAUACGCUGGCUGCCAAGUUGCCAAUGACCCUUCCGAGAGAAACGGCCUGCCUGUUGAAGCAAACACAUUGAGAAUCAUCUACAUUGGUCUCAGCUUCGCCGUAUCUCUGGCUAUCAACUCCUGGUUGUUUUAUCGCGUUAGCGGUGGUCAACUAAACCCAGCUGUGACACUGACAUUGUAUCUCGUUGGUGCCAUUCCAGGACGUCGUACAAUCACCAUUUGCAUUGCUCAGAUCAUCGCUGGAAUCGCUGCAGCGGGUGUUGCAUCAUGCACAUUCCCCGGUCCCAUGAAGGUCGAUAUCAGCUUGGGAGCAGGUACGAGUAUUGCACAGGGCUGCUUCAUUGAGAUGUUCACCACAAUCCUGCUAUGCCUUACUGUUGUGAUGCUUGCUGCUGUGAAGCAUAAGGCGACCUUCCUGGCUCCCCUUGGUAUCGGAAUGGCCCUCUUCGUUGGCCAUUUGUGCAGUGUCGAAUUUACCGGUGCUGGUAUUAAUCCUGCAAGAGCGUUCGGCCCGGCCGUCGUCAAUCAUUCGUUUCCUGGUUAUCAUUGGAUUUACUGGAUUGGGCCACUCAUCGGCUCUCUUGUCGUUGCACUCUUUUAUCACAUCCUUGAGUGGCUUGACUGGAAAAGCGCCAACAUCGGACAAGAUUUCGAUGACCUGGAGGCCCAACACCUCGAUUCGAAGAAGCACACGCCCAGGCCGAACAUCUUUGCGACUUCGCUCACUCCUGAUCCCGUAGAGCCAGAACCAAAGCUUCAACCCGAGGAGGAUGGUCAGGGAAGCGAAGCGACAACUCAGCAUGAGUAA
This is a messenger RNA of Exophiala bonariae, 954 nucleotides long. RefSeq lists its product as uncharacterized. Gene Ontology annotation, molecular function: water channel activity. Lineage: Eukaryota; Fungi; Ascomycota; Eurotiomycetes; Chaetothyriales; Herpotrichiellaceae. The transcript is spliced from 3 exons. The record is from RefSeq and is a predicted model, not a curated record. The coding region runs from base 1 to 954 and encodes 317 amino acids. Gene Ontology annotation, biological process: transmembrane transport; water transport. Gene Ontology annotation, cellular component: plasma membrane.